This is a messenger RNA of Salpingoeca rosetta, 1578 nucleotides long. RefSeq lists its product as uncharacterized. The transcript has 14 exons. The coding region runs from base 1 to 1578 and encodes 525 amino acids. The record is from RefSeq and is a predicted model, not a curated record. Lineage: Eukaryota; Choanoflagellata; Craspedida; Salpingoecidae. Gene Ontology annotation, biological process: calcium ion transport.
AUGAGCACAGCAGAACUGGUCCUCGACCCUCCAGCGCCGUAUGUGCAUUUGGGCGACCACGUGUGGCUCGGUGCUUCUCCGCAGGACACCGACACGCUGCAUAAGAAUGGCAGCGAUGGACAGGGCAAAUAUGUGCUCGCCAGCAGCGACAGCACAAGGCUCGGCGGAUUGACCCUGAAUUGGUGUGAGCAGACCAAUCCUCCAACCUUGAGCAACAUCUCAACCGCCAUGUUUGAGUUUCGGCCUCGCACUGUCGUUGAAAUGGAUGCGGACGAAGACGAGCACAACAACAACCAACACCAACCCCAACAGCACAGCCACCACCAGCCACACCAACAAAAGCAACCAGCAGCUGAACACAAAAAGCGAAAAGAGGUGCAAGCCGAAUACGAUCACAGCGAUGAAGAUGUUCGCUUCUGCAAAGGAUACGCCGUGACCUGCGGGCAAGCGGUGACACUGUACCACCCGCAUUCUCGGAGAUAUGUCGCCGUCAAGCGCAACACACCAGCACGCACGGAACCAAGCAACUUGCGGGUUGUUCUCGUGGGCGACCCAAGCAAGGCGUCCAAUUUCAAAAUCCAACCGUCCUCCAAGCUUCGCGUGGAGGGUGACCCUGUCCUCACCGAUGACAAGAUUUCUCUGGAGUGCGCAGACAUCCCGGACCACUUCUUGAACAAAUCCGUCAAGCCAAACGAGGGCAAAGACUCCUGUGUGUUUGAGGUGAAUUGCGCUGUGACACGGACAGAGUUUACAAUCCGCGAAGCUGCUGCCGUGAAACAUCGCCGGUAUCCCUUGCAAUACCACCCCUACCAGGACGACGGACGCAGGAUCCGUGGGUGCGACAUGGUGCAGCUGUAUCACAGAGGAUUGAGUGCGUACAUGGCAGCCGAAGGGAGCUUUGCACUCGACGAGCCGGUUGUGAACGACAGGGAAGGCGAGGAGGACGUACACCUUCGACUGCGCCCACAGAACAAACGCCAGCCGCGCACGCUUCGCCCACCCACCACAGCAGUAACGUUCUGGCAGGUGGAACUCGUCAACAAUUCAUGUUGGGGCCGGCCAGUGCAGUGGGAACACGACCCUGACUUGGAUCGUUUUAAGACACAGCCUCUUCGUCUGAAGCAUGCAACAACGCAGCUGUUCUUGUCCUUCGACGACAACCUCAAACCAAGACUACAGCGCAAUCCAGAUGACAGCACGUCUUUCCAGCUUGCACAGCUUGAUGAUGACACGAGCGUUUCUUCCUGCGCCACAGUCGGCAUCCAACAUGUGAAAUCAGAACAAUGGCUGUAUGCUGAGUUCAACUCGGACAAGGAUCGGUUCAAGCGCAAAGAGGCCGAAGAAAGCAUCGCACGAUGGGACGGUGCCACGCUGGUCAAACUGAAACUCCGAGAGCGGGGUGGCACGCGAGAGUUUUGUGACGUGUUUCAAGUGACACUUGUGAAGCCGUCACAAGUGUUCAGCGUCGGGUUUGUGGCCGGCGCGCUACCUGCAAUUGCCACGUACAUCAAGGGCUUGGCCGGCGAACAAGUCGGCUCAGCGGCACUGGCGCCCAAAGCAUUCACCUCAGGUUUGUGA